AUGCCGAUGCGGGCAGUCACCUCCUCGUUGAUGUACCGGGGCAUCUGCACCAUCCCCGACCUCCUCUCCUACGGCGCCCCGGUGAACCUGCCCGAAGACGAAGUUGAAGAGAUCCGCGAGGCCUUUAAAGUGUUUGACCGUGAUGGGAAUGGGUUCAUCUCAAAGCAGGAGCUGGGAAUGGCCAUGCGCUCCCUGGGCUACAUGCCAAACGAGGUGGAGCUGGAAGUCAUCAUUCAGAGACUGGACAUGGACGGCGACGGCCAGGUGGACUUUGAGGAGUUUGUCACGCUUCUGGGCCCAAAGCUGACGGCAGCCGGGUUGCCAGAUAAGUUCAACGGCACCGACUUUGACUCCGUAUUCUGGAAGUGUGACAUGCAGAAGUUGACGGUGGAAGAGCUGAAGAGGCUCCUCUACGACACCUUCUGCGAUCACCUUUCCAUGAAGGACAUCGAGAACAUCAUCAUGACGGAGGAGAACCACAUAGAAAACCCUGAUGAAUGCCAGGUGGAUAUAGACACUUCCAGCCCGACGCAGCAUGUCAAGCAAACCUGCGUGCGCAAGAGCCUGAUAUGCGCCUUCGCCAUCGCUUUCAUCAUCAGCGUCAUGCUCAUCGCAGCCAAUCAGGUGCUGCGGAGCGGCAUGAAAUAG
Cyclopterus lumpus (lumpfish) is the source of this 648-nucleotide messenger RNA. RefSeq names its product calcium-binding protein 7 (gene cabp7a). Gene Ontology annotation, molecular function: calcium ion binding. Bases 1 to 648 code for a protein of 215 amino acids. The transcript has 5 exons. The record is from RefSeq and is a predicted model, not a curated record. Lineage: Eukaryota; Metazoa; Chordata; Actinopteri; Perciformes; Cyclopteridae.